AUGUUGAUAUUUAUAGAUGCCCCAGUGGAUGUGAAGGUUGAGGGAGUGUCCAGUGUGAAGGAGGGAGACUCUGUAGAGCUGAGAUGCUCCAGUGACAGUAACCCUGCUGCCCACAGCUACCGCUGGCACAACAGCAGAGGGCCUCUGCCCACCACGGGACCUACCAUCACACUGGAGAAUGUGACCAGACUCACUGAAGCCCUCUUCUGCACUGCCAUCAACACAGAGGGACGAGGCCAAUCCAGCCCACUGAAACUCAAUGUAGAGUACCCCCCUGAGAUCAAAGUGGGCUCUGCAUGCACAUUAGACAUCUCCAUGGUAACCUGUCUGUGCAUUGUGUAUUCGGAGCCCCCCGGCACUGUGGAGUGGUCUCUUCCAGCAGGACCCCUGCCCAGUACCAGGGUGGAGAGGCAUGGGUCAGUUACCAUGGUGACCCUACAGAGGGCACUAGGCUUCUCAGAGACCGUCCACUGCAAUGCCAGCAACACACAGGGCAAUGCCACCUUGUCCUUCACUGUGUCCACAAAUGAUAAGAUGUUGAUGCUGUACGUUUCAAUUGGUAUUGCUGCAUUAGUGGUGGUAGUAAUACUAAUUCCCAUGUCAGCUUGCCUGUUGACCAAGAAUGGGUAA
Molecule: messenger RNA, 630 nt
Organism: Coregonus clupeaformis (lake whitefish)
Lineage: Eukaryota; Metazoa; Chordata; Actinopteri; Salmoniformes; Salmonidae
Product: Schwann cell myelin protein-like
Exons: 3
Coding region: 1-630 (209 amino acids)
Source: RefSeq, a predicted model, not a curated record